Pseudophryne corroboree (corroboree frog) is the source of this 3085-nucleotide messenger RNA. RefSeq names its product ankyrin repeat and MYND domain containing 2 (gene ANKMY2). The coding region runs from base 138 to 1478 and encodes 446 amino acids. The record is from RefSeq and is a predicted model, not a curated record. NCBI's taxonomy places the organism in Eukaryota, Metazoa, Chordata, Amphibia, Anura, Myobatrachidae. The transcript has 10 exons. Gene Ontology annotation, molecular function: protein binding.
CGUGAUGUGCAGCUGCCAGUACUAGUAAUGGCUGCCUGGAGAAUCUGAUACAGUGUCAGGGCACCGGGUGUUACAUUGUUACCCGCCCGUACUCGCAGCUGUGCGCCCGGUGUGGUCACAGCCCCGCAGCCCGCAGCAUGGCCCCGAAGAAAGGAGACCUGACAGACGAGGAGAAGCAGCUGAUCUCAGCUAUUUCUAAAGGCAAUGUGCAAGAAGCAGUGAGCCUACUGGGUAGUAAAGAUGUCCGGGUGAACUGUCUGGAUGAGUAUGGCAUGACGCCUCUCAUGCACGCCGCCUACAAGGGGAAGGUGGAUAUGUGCAGCCUACUCCUGCAGCACGGCGCAGAUGUCAACUGCAACGAGCAUGAACAUGGGUACACGACGCUGAUGUUUGCUUGUCUUUCAGGCAACAAGAAGAUUGUGUGGAUGAUGCUGGAGACCGGCGCUGAUACCAACGUGGUCAACUCUGUGGGAAGAACCGCAGCACAAAUGGCAGCUUUUGUAGGCCAACAUGACUGUGUAACUGUAAUAAAUAACUUCUUCCCACGUGAAAAACUGGAUUAUUACACCAAACCGCAAGGAUUAAGUAAAGAACCAAAGUUACCUGCUAAAUUAGCCGGUCCUUUGCACAAGAUUAUUACGACGACAAACCUCCAUCCUGUAAAGGUCAUUUUCCUGAUAAAAGAGAACCCGCUUCUGUUGGAGCCAGAGGCCCUGAAGAAAUGCGGCACAGUCUUAGAUCUGAUCUGUGAGAAGUGCAUGAAGCAGAAAGACAUGAAUGAAGUCCUGGCCAUUAAAAUGCAUUACUACAGCUGUAUAUUCCAGAGAUGCGCCAGUCAUCUGCAGGAGCAGGAAAACAAGCUGGACGCACUCAUAAAGAGUUUAUUGAAGGAGCGAGAUGGUGACGGGUUCCCUGUGUUUCAAGAGAAGUUCAUCCGAGAAAGCAUCCGGAAGUUUCCAUACUGCGAGGCCACACUCCUUCAGCAGUUGGUCCGGAGCAUCGCUCCGGUGGAGAUAGGUUCCGACCCCACCGCGCUCUCCGUCCUCACACAGGUCAUCACAGGACAGGUGGGCUUUGUGGACGCAGAGUUUUGUACCACCUGUGGGGAGAAGGGGGCAGAUAAACACUGCUCUGUCUGCAAGCUGGCGGUCUACUGUAACCAGAGCUGUCAGAAGCUACACUGGUUUACACACAAAAAAGUCUGUAAGAUCCUGAAGGAGAAGAGGGAGAAGCAGGAACAGGAAGCUGCCAAAGAGAAGAGGAGGCAGGAAAAGUUAUCUGCAAAAGAGGCUCAAACUGCUGCACCAGAAGAGAGGUGUGAGGCACCCGAGGAGGAGAAAACCGAAGCGCCCAAAGAAAGCGAGAACCCUGAGUCCACAGAAGGUGACGUGACGGAGAAGCCUGCAGCCUCCCCACCAACAGACCAAGCCUCUAGCGACGCGCACCAGUCACUCACACCUGAUGCGUCAGAGGAAUGAGCCCCUGAUCACCGCUACCCUCUAAAGGAAGAAACCUGUCGCUCUGCCAUGGAGCUCAAGAUCCCAGAAUGCCCUGUGAGCGGGAACCUUGCAAGACACAAUGGGACUUGUAGUUCUACAAAGAAAGGAGGUCCAAGGAUUGCCCGAGCCAGCUGUAAAGGUGUGAGAACCCAGAUUUGUGCAGCUGUGUUGGGAUCCCCCAGAUUUUCGCACUUUUACAAACUUUAGCCCUAAGUGAGGAAAACUGCUUAUACUGUCCCUAUUAGAUUUCUUUAUGCUGCCUCUAUCCGUGUGUCACAAGUGUCAUGUAUACAUUAUUCUGUGUAAUGAAGUAGCUACACGUUAUAUAUUUCACUUGGAAAGGAGUGUGAUAAACCUCUACUGUACUUUCUGUUCUGCCACACAAGAAAGCAUAGCCUCCUCCUAAGAGCCACCAUGAUGGCUAAGUUCCGCAGUUCCGUCUUGUAGCUGGUAAUUGCUAAGCCUGGCCAAAUCGUGCCCUCAUGAAGCUCAAAUAGGGGGCAGAACAUUCAGGUUUCUUGCUGCCUUAUCGUGAGGGGCAACAGUAAAGUACUUUAAUUACAGCUACAUCUGAUGAUGCAUUUUGUUAAAGCUACAAGAUGUCACCACCAGGUAAUUGUCAAUCUGACUAGACCAUGCAGUCCACUGGGGGAACAUUUCAGAAUUAUUCUACUACUACUGACAGCAUAAAGCAGCAAACCCACAUAAGAGGGUUUUUUUUACCUUUAAAUUCUUCUUAUGUUGUUUUCAUAGCUCUUCCAAAUCAUGACUUCCUUUUCAAAAUCUCUCUGGAGGGAAGAUUAGUAUGGUUGCCAGUGGCACACAGACACACACACUCACAGCUCCCAGUUUGUUAUGACAGAGGGGGCACCCCGAGCUAAGGGAGGUGUCCCAAAGCUGCUCCGCUCACUACAUCAGUGUGACUGGUUGCCAUGGGAGUUUUCAUGAUACUGUGCGGAAAAAAAUCACUGAUAGCAGCCUGAGGAACCAAUCUAAGGGACAAAUGGUAACUACCUUCCUUUCACCACAGUGAUUUCCUUUAAAACUUGGAUUGCUGCUUUACAGGAUAACUCCACCCAAAGCAAACAUGUGAGUUUGGGUGGUCAGAUAACAUGAGUAAAUAUGAGAUGGCUAUCUCCACAUUCCCGAUGGGAAGGAUCAUUUCCUAGCAGUAUGUUUAGGUACCACUUCCUCCUCAGCCCUUCCCAAGUUUUCCAUUAACUUUUUUACUUUAUAUCUUUAGAAAAUACAUUCUUGAUCCGCUCUGGAUCCUGCAAGGCAUCUGCCGGCCCAGACAAUGAUGCAGUAAACAAAUGGGUUUUAUAUGCCACAAAAAUGCAGAACUGAAAACAACUGAAUCCCGAGUACAGGUUUAUGCAAAUGUUUUCCUGUUCCAUCCAGAGGGACUGCGGACGGUCUUCCAUGAGGCGUCCUGUUUAUCGCUUCUGCUCCUGGUAACUGAUGUGUGUGAAACCUGUCUCCAUCUGGAUUAUAACAGACGUUUCAUUUGAGCAAACUGCUUUUCUUUAUUGCUUUCUGUGUCCUGUUUUGACAGUUUAUAUAAUAAAAUAUUUUCUGACUUGAAA